AUGUCGAGUACGCGCGAAGACGAGCUGACAAGCCUACGCAACGAGUGGUACGCGGGCGGCUCCUGCCUUUCCACUCUCGAGGGCCUCUGCAAGGAGCGCGGCAAGCGCACAUGCCUGGCUUACCGGAAGCUGAAGACCAUCGAGAGGGCCGAGACCACCACCAGUGAUGGCCGCAAGAAAGUGCUGGAGACGUAUGUCUUUGAGCCGGAGCUGAAGACCAUGAGCUACACCCGCUUCUGGAAGAGCAUCGUCAACUUUGGGCGCGGUCUCCACGAGAUCGGCCUCACGAAGGGCAACACAGUCUCCAUCUUCGAGGAGACCCGCUGGCAGUGGCUGUGUACCAUGUACAGCUGUUGGUCGCAGGACCUCCUCGUGUCCACUGUGUACGCCAACCUCGGUGAGGACGCGCUCCAGUACGCCUUGAACGAGGCUCAGUGCAAUGCGAUCGUGUGCAACGGCUCCAAGGUGGCGGACGUGCUCAGGAUGUUCAAGGUAAUCGAGGCGCCCAAGGACACCAAAGUCAUCUACCUCGAUGAGUUGCCGCCCUCGGUGAUGUCAGAGGAGUACGAGCUGUAUGCGUGGAACGACGUGAUGCUGCGUGGCAAGAGCAGCGAGGCCAGCUGCUGCAUCCCCAAUGGCGCCGAGAGCAAGGAUGAGCUCGCCCUCAUCAUGUAUACGAGCGGCACCACCGGCAACCCGAAGGGCGUCAUGCACACGCACGGCAGCCUCUACUGCGGCUGCAUGACGAUCAGUCAGCGAAUCAACGACCUGCUAGGGGAGAUGAAGGAGCAGGAGUGGUACUGCUCGUACCUCCCCCUUGCCCACAUCAUGGAGCUCGCCGUCACAUCGGUGCUCAUGAUGCGCGGUGUCAUCAUCGGUUACGGCAGCCCACGCACGCUUCUGGACACCUUCGCCAAGCCGUACGGCGACCUGACCGCGUACCGGCCUCUCGUCUUCGUCGCUGUCCCGCGUGUCUUUGAUAGCAUGAAGAGGGCCGUUGAGGAGAAGCUGCCGCCUCCGGGGUCUUUGAAGCGCAGGAUCUUCGACAAGGCCUACCAGACGCGUCUCAAGGCGCUCAAGAAUGGCUGCGACACGCCCUUCUACAACAAGAGGGUUUUCGCCAAUGCCCGUAAGGUGCUGGGCUGCCGCGUGUACGCGAUGCUCAGUGGCGGCGGCCCGCUCUCGGCGUCCACGCAGGAGUUCAUCAACGUGGUCUUUGGCAUGGUGAUCCAGGGCUGGGGCAUGACAGAGUCAGUUGCCUGCGGCUGUAUCCAGCGCACGGGCAACCUUGACUACAACUGCGUUGGCCAGGUCCUCAAGACAGCGGAGGUGCAGCUGUUGGACACGGAGGAGUUCAAGCACACGGAUCAGCCAGAGCCGCGCGGUGAGUUGCUGCUGCGCGGGCCCUUCCUCUUCAAGGGCUACUACAAGCAACCGGAGCAGACCCGGGAGGCGCUAGACGAUGAAGGGUGGCUCCACACCGGCGACGUGGCUUCCAUGGCUUCGAACGGCACCGUACGCAUCAUUGGCCGCGUCAAGGCGCUCGCCAAGAAUGCCAACGGGGAAUAUUUGGCGCUUGAGAUGCUGGAGAGCAUCUACGGCACGAACGAAAUCGCCGUGCCGAACGGCGUCUGCGUGCUCGUCGACCCGCACCGCAGCUACAUCACCAUCAUCGUCUUGACCACCGAGAAGCUGGUGAAGGCGUUCAUGGAAAAGCACAAGGUUAAGAACGGCGAAUUUCCUGCCAUCCUGGACGACGCGGAGUUCGUGAGCCUGGCGCUCCAAAGUCUCCAGAAGACUGCCCGUGACGCGAACCGCUGCUCGUUCGAGAUUGUGCAGGGCGUGAAGCUGCUGAACGAGGAGUGGACACCGGAGAAUGGCGUGCUGACGGCCGCCAUGAAGCUCAAGCGCCGCGUCAUCAAUGAAAAUUACGCGGAUAUCAUCUGCAAGCUCUUCGAGAAGAAUCAGUAG
Messenger RNA from Leishmania mexicana MHOM/GT/2001/U1103, 1971 nucleotides. RefSeq names its product putative long chain fatty Acyl CoA synthetase. The transcript has a single exon. NCBI's taxonomy places the organism in Eukaryota, Euglenozoa, Kinetoplastea, Trypanosomatida, Trypanosomatidae. The coding region runs from base 1 to 1971 and encodes 656 amino acids. The record is from RefSeq and is a predicted model, not a curated record. Gene Ontology annotation, molecular function: long-chain fatty acid-CoA ligase activity. Gene Ontology annotation, cellular component: endoplasmic reticulum; membrane.